GAGGAAGAGGAGUGUGAGGAAGAGUAGGGACACAGGAGUGUGAGGAGCAGGAAGAGGAGGCACCACAAGGUUCCAGCCCUCCCUGUAUCUGCAGCCUCCCCCCAGCCCCAGGAGUGUUUCCCUCCCCACAUGCAGCAGGUGACUGGGGAGGGGAAUCCAUGAUUUUCAUGGGAGUGAAUUGCUUUGGAAGAGGCAGAGACCUAUCAGAGUUAGUUAGAAUAUUGACAUCUAUUCUGACCACUGAAAUUGUUAGCUGCGAGUUUGGGAAGUACCAUAUAAAACCCCUUGAUUUCCUGUAGGUGGGUCCUUUUCCUUCUUCCUUUGGCCAGAGAGAGACAGGAUUUUUCAUUCCCAAGGAGUGGCCGGAUGGAGGAGGAGGAAAAGCCCCGGAGAGGCCGCACGAGGAGGGGCUGCAAACCCAGCGCAGGGAGCUGCGAGGAGCAAAGACCCGCCCUGUGCCAGGAGGGCGGCCGGAGAUCCAGCCAGAGCUCCGAGCUGGUGGAGAAGCCUCAUGGAGGGGAGAAGCCCCAAAAGUGCUUGGAAUGUGGGAAGGGUUUCAGCUGGAGAUCCAGACUGAUCCAGCACCAGGUGAUCCACACUGGGAAACGGCCCUAUGAGUGUGGGGAAUGUGGGGACAGCUUCAGCCAGAGGUCCAAUCUGAUCGAGCACAAGAGGAUCCACACUGGGGAACGGCCCUAUGAGUGUGGGGAGUGUGGGAUGAGCUUCAGCCGUAGCUCCCACCUGAUCCGGCACAAGAGGAUCCACACUGGGGAAAAGCCCUACGAGUGUGGGGAGUGUGGUAACAGCUACAGGUGUAGCUCUAGCCUGAGGAGACACCAGGUGAUACACACUGGGGAAAAGCCCUACAAGUGUGGGGAAUGUGGGAAGAGCUUCAGAGACAGUUACAGCCUGAUCCAGCACCAGGUGAUCCACACUGGGGAAGGGCUCUACACCUGCUUGGAAUGUGGGAAGGGCUUUGGAUAUAGCUCCGACCUAAGAAAGCACCAGCGCAUCCACACUGGGGAGAGGCCCUACGAGUGUCCUGAGUGUGGAAAGAGGUUUCAGAUCAGCUCUCAUCUCCUCGUACAUCAGUGGAGUCACACAGAGGAGAGGCCCUUCCACUGCCCCGACUGCGGUAAGGGCUUCAAGCACAACUCACACCUCACUGCCCACCGGCGCAUCCACACUGGGGAGAGGCCCUACGAGUGUCCUGAGUGUGGGAAGAGCUUCUCAGACAGUUCUAUCUUAAGUAAACACUGACGGCGGCAUCACUAAGGGAAGCCCUGCGAGUGUCCCGAGAGUGGGAAGAGCUUCGUGCGCUGCUCCAGCUCCAUCCCCCGUGGGAGGAACGGCCUUGGAUGAUCCCCAGUGACCCCCGUUGGGCAGAGCCCUGCUGAUCCGUGCUCCUGGUGAUCUCCUUUGGGUGGGGGGAAGGUGUUGAAGAGAUUUCUUUCCCUUCUCCUGUGGGAGUUGGCCAAGCUGAAACAACUCUAAACUUAAGGCUGAGGGAAACCCCUUACUAGUGAUGGCAGGUAGUAAAGGUUCUUGGGAAUUUACAUGUUAAUGAAGUUGUUCCGUUUAUGUUUUUAUGAUUGGUCAGUUAUUUGUACAAAUAUGGUUAUCUUCCCAGUGUGAGUGUCUGACUGGACCCUUACCCUCAGAUCUACCCUAUAUAUUGUCAUGUUUUCCUCAGUUCCGGGUCUUCCCUGGGUUACCCCCACGGAGUUCUCCCGGGUACUGUGCACAGUUUUUGGGCACCGUCCCUAUUUUCUUCUUUCUGUUAUUGAAGUAUUGUUUUUCUAGUGCCAACCGUUGUUCGUGGUCCUAAUUAUUUUCUCUCCUUCUCCGGGUGCGAUGUGGUUGGUAAUAAAUUCCCUCCCUGUGCCCAGGCUGGGUCUGUGCCAGCGCUGGCGCUCAGGGCGGGAUCUCUCUCGGUCCCUCUCUCAACUCCCGGGCCUCUCCUCAGCCAAUCAGAGGAGGCGUUGAACAGGGCUCAGCCAAUUGGAGCUAGCAGAUCUGAUGACUCACCAGUUGCCGGGCAGACCCGCAGUGCCCAGUGUUCCCCUCCUGGACUCGUCUCCCCGCCCAAUCGCGGCUCCCCCGCGGGUGCCCCCAAGACCCUCCCAAUAAACGGCACCGGGGUGAACUGGGAAGCUUUUUUGGGAACACUGGGAGCAGCUGGGCGGGGGGCUGGGGGGGACACCUGACCCCUCCCAAAAUCAUUUCAGGGACUGCAGGAAUUGAGAGGACACACUGUGCUGCACAAGCAAAGCCAGUUUAUUACACUAAACACUCAUAGUUAUAGUUCUCUAAGUUCCAUACAGAAUUUUCCACUCAGACCCCUUUGCCUCUGUUCCUUUACUAACACAAUCUUUUCAGUUAUCAAGUCCUCGUUACGUUCUUUUGCCAGCAAUGUCCUUGUUACAUUUUCUCUCCUCAGAGUAGUCAGAGUGACCAGACAUGAAGUCUUCGCUUUUGUUCUCGCCUUGAGUUUCUCUCUCCCACAGCUUCCACUGUCCCAGGGCCAAAAGGUCGGCAGUGUUACCCAGCUCAGCUUCUGUAGCCGUCUGAUCUUCCACAGGGGAUGGA
Molecule: messenger RNA, 2589 nt
Organism: Hirundo rustica (Barn swallow)
Lineage: Eukaryota; Metazoa; Chordata; Aves; Passeriformes; Hirundinidae
Product: zinc finger protein 239-like
Exons: 2
Coding region: 367-1260 (297 amino acids)
Biological process (GO): regulation of transcription by RNA polymerase II
Cellular component (GO): nucleus
Molecular function (GO): RNA polymerase II cis-regulatory region sequence-specific DNA binding; DNA-binding transcription activator activity, RNA polymerase II-specific
Source: RefSeq, a predicted model, not a curated record